CUACCUGGCUCCUACAGAACUUCAACUUCUGUGUACCAAAUUCGUACCUUGCUAGUUCCAUCUUCCUUCAGUAUUUCUUUGGGUAAGUCCCAUCUUUGUAUCAUAGGGACGCCGUCCAACAGCGACUAACAUAUGACAGCUCUUCGUUCACCAAAAGUGUGUGAAUAUGCCAGUUGUGGCUAAGAAGCAGGCGCCUAAAAAGGCAUUGAACAAGCGAGCUCAGAGAAAAAAGUCGCUUAAGAAAAAAGUCCCGGAUGGCGAUAUUCUUCCUAGAGCGAAGGUUGGAGGCAAACUCCCCCCACGCCUCAAGCACCCUAUGAUGGUCGACUCACCAGUCAAAGCAAAAAAUAAUGUCAAGCCAGAGGAGAUGUGGCCGGAGAGGCGUUGCCAGAGUCCGGUUCAAAUUCUCCCGAUGGAGGCACCAGUUUUUGUCAAAGGCACAGAGUUAGGGUUACCAGAACUCUCACGUCGAGUUGGGGAUCAGUCAUCCCACCGUCUUCCCAAGAUAUACAUUGGAGCUGCCUCGCCUACACCGCGAUGGAUGAUCCGACAGGCUGGUCCAGAAGCUGGGCAAAAUAUAUCACCUAGGUCUUCCGUAUCAAGCUCCACCCGGCUUCCAGAAUUAGGACGACUGCGCUGGGAAUUCGACCCCGGCCCACCCGCUACGCAUGGGCAGGAUGAGAGCCGGCUACGCGAUUAUGCAUACCAAUAUCUUCUGAAUUCACUUAACGAUCCCAUUGUUCGGGACGAGGUGAGGGAAAUGAUUUGGGGUAGUUUUUAUGCGCCAACAGUUGCACAUGUUGAAGACCCGUUACCAAUCCCCCCACCUCCGCCACAUUUUAAAGACCAGAGACCCUCAGAUUAUGUGAACCUUCGGCCGCCAAUAUCAGCUUCCAACCCCGACGACUAUCAUUUCAUGUACCCCGAUUAUGAGCGCCCUUCACUUGCUGCCAGGGCCUACCAAAGCAAUUACACACCCGCCAUAAGCUAUGGUUCACGUGGUUCCAAUGGCAGCUAUACCAGUACUAGAUCGAGCAUCGGCGAGAGCACUCACACCAGCUCAAGCGUUAGUACCAACCCCAAGGACUACGUCCCAGAAUACCACGACGUGCUAAGCGACGAUAAUACCCACCAUUUCGGACCAAGUGAGUAUAAGUGGAUUUGGAUAGUCCUCACAGUUCUCAUUCUAGCCAUGUUCCUAUGUCUCUUUCUCUAUGCAUUUGGGAUCCUGGAAUGAUGUAAUUAAUAAUAACACUGGAAUCCACCUUCACGACCUUAUCUUCCGUCAUUCCAAUAGACCGGGCUCGAUUCAUCCCCUGGUUGGACUUUUCGUCAUUUACACAUUCCUCGGA
This is a messenger RNA of Aspergillus versicolor CBS 583.65, 1352 nucleotides long. RefSeq lists its product as uncharacterized. The record is from RefSeq and is a predicted model, not a curated record. Lineage: Eukaryota; Fungi; Ascomycota; Eurotiomycetes; Eurotiales; Aspergillaceae. Bases 167 to 1237 code for a protein of 356 amino acids. The transcript has a single exon.